This is a messenger RNA of Dovyalis caffra, 1527 nucleotides long. NCBI's taxonomy places the organism in Eukaryota, Viridiplantae, Streptophyta, Magnoliopsida, Malpighiales, Salicaceae. The record is from the annotation of a GenBank genome assembly.
AUGGAAUGGCUUAGACCCCUUGUUGAUUCUAAGGCUUGGGAUUACUGUGUUGUAUGGAAGUUAGGUGGCGACCCUUCAAGGUUUAUUGAAUGGGUGGGUUGCUGCUGCAGCGGCGGCGGCGAUAAUAAAGUGACAAGGGAUAGAGGAGGAGACACCCAAUUGGGUCCUCUUUGCAAGGAUGUCCAUUUUAAGCAUCCUGUACGUACGGAGGCUUGUGAGGCUCUUUCUCAGUUCCCCUCCUCUAUGUCUCUAUACUCUGGGAUUCAUGGAGAGGUGGUGAUAACAGCUGAACCCAGAUGGUUAAACUUGUGCCAUUCCACUACUCAUGGCUCCAAUACCCUACGAGAAGUAGCUGGAACACAAGUUUUGAUCCCAGUAAUUGGUGGACUUAUUGAGCUUUUUGCAGCAAAGCAUAUAGUGAAAGAUGAGAAGAUGAUAGAAUCUAUUAGAGCUCAAUGUCAUGUCCCUCUCAAACAAGAAGAUGUGAUUGAACAUUAUUCCGAUUCGAGCUUGAACGAGAACUGUCUUGAUCCGUUGCUUGAAGAGAAUUUGCCCCAUUCCUGCCACUUGUUAAGUUUGAUUCCGCAGAUACAGUUUCUUUACCCAUUAACGCAGGCUACGCAGCCCAAUAACAACCUUAGCUUUGAAGGAUCAUCUAGCAGUUCCAAUCCUUCGAAUGAAGCUCCAUCAUUUGUUUCAUAUGCGAGUCAAUUGCCCCAGCAUGGACAUUUGGAAUUGUCAAUUGGCAAAUCCUCUGGCUCGAGAAAAUCCAUGCGUGAUGAAAACAUUCUGAAGCAACGAGCAGGUUUUCCAGAUUGCGAAACGAAACUUAUCCGGAAGUUGAAAAGAGAUGACUACAAAUCAAAGAAUCUUGUCACUGAAAGGAACAGGAGGACGAGGAUUAAAACUGGCCUAUUUGCUCUUCGUGCCCUGGUCCCUAAGAUUUCCAAGAUGGAUAAAGCUGCUAUUCUUGGAGAUGCAAUUGAUUAUAUCGGCGAGUUGCUAAAGGAAGUAAAAAACCUCCAGGAUGAGAUCAAGAAUGCUGAAGAAGAGGAAAGUCGAGCGAGCAACAUGGAGCUAAAGACUUCAAAAUUGGAGACAUUUCAGGAAGGCCACGUGUCUUCCGCUAACAUCAACCAGGAUUCCUCUGGUUUUGUAGAAAAUAAAAGGACAGAGGUACAAUUAGAAGUGGACCAGAUUGGUAAAAGACAUUUCCUCCUGAAGUUCCUUUGUGAACAGAAGCGAGGAGGCUUCGGGAGGCUGAUGGAAACUAUCCAUUCUUUGGGGCUUCAAAUCCUUGAUGCCAAUAUCACCACAUUUAAUGGCAAGGUUCUGAACAUUUUCAAGGUUGAGGCGGAUAAGGAUGUUCAACCCAAGAGAUUGAGGGAGUCACUGAUCGAGCUAACAGAGCACCCAAUUCAGACAAUAGAUUUUCUUCAACCAGGACCUUGUACAGAAGCAAGAUUAGGGAAGUCAUUCCAGAAAUACUUCUUACAAAUUCGUGCUUACUCAAAACCAAGAAAAUGA